Messenger RNA from Alternaria hordeiaustralica, 309 nucleotides. RefSeq lists its product as uncharacterized. The transcript is spliced from 2 exons. NCBI's taxonomy places the organism in Eukaryota, Fungi, Ascomycota, Dothideomycetes, Pleosporales, Pleosporaceae. Bases 1 to 309 code for a protein of 102 amino acids. The record is from RefSeq and is a predicted model, not a curated record.
AUGCCGAUCUAUAUGGACUGCUUCAAGAUCUUCGAGUGGGUGUGCGAAUCACGACCCUUCUGCGAUGCAUUCUGCAAGGCGUUCCGGCAAGACGAGGAUGAGCAGUUCCUGUCCGACAGGCGUCGCGGCCAACUUGAAGCCUACUGGAUCGAGGAGCUCAAGCGGCGGACCAAGCCGAAGAAAGGGCCUGUCUUACCGGAGGGGGACAAAGGACUGUCAACUGAAGUUGUAGUCGAAAAGUUGGCGGAGCAUGACAUUAACGAGGCUGUGUUAUCGGAGAUCAAAGACCGGGAAGAAGGUGCACUCUGA